This is a messenger RNA of Vavraia culicis subsp. floridensis, 974 nucleotides long. RefSeq lists its product as uncharacterized. The record is from RefSeq and is a predicted model, not a curated record. NCBI's taxonomy places the organism in Eukaryota, Fungi, Microsporidia, Pleistophoridae. The coding region runs from base 1 to 645 and encodes 214 amino acids. The transcript has a single exon. Gene Ontology annotation, cellular component: small-subunit processome.
AUGCGACCCAAGAAAUCGAAAAAAGUUAGAAAGGCGCUCCAAAAACUUCAACGCAGUUUUUCCUUUAGGAAGCCAUUUCAGUUAUUGUUCGAUGAUGCGCUUAUGGCGCAUUUAGACAAAGUGAAGUUUCCAAUCACCGUCAUAAAUAACACUUUCGACUACCCGAAGUUAUUCACAAGCCGCUGUUUGUACAGGAAAUACCAUUCAAUGGAUAACAAAAAUGCGGUAGAAAAGGAGGAAAACUCCGCAAAUGAUCAUCAAACAGAUGAGAAUGGUGAACAUGAAUGUGACAGCAUGGCUAAUAAUUCGUCAGACACAGCAGGGACACUAAAUAUAAAUGAUGGUGUGACAAGAGGAAACGCGAAUUUAACGAAUAAUCAAAAACAUGCAGCCUCAAAAACGAAAGACAGAUUUGUAAAACACAUAGAAAUCAGAAAUUGCUUACAUAAAGGCGAUGUUGAUCCCACCGAAUGUAUGAAAAGGUUUGUUAGGAAAAGCAAUGCAAAGCAUUAUUUACUGGGAUGUGUAUCAAACAGUAGUAAGUACAAAGAUUUAAAGAAUGUGCCUUUGGUCAUAUUUAGGAGAAAUGGUACGCUCUUGCUCGAUACAGACAAUUUUGGCAGAAAAAGCAAUAGCGAGGAAUAAGGCGUCCUCCGUGUGAGAUAUUACACCAAAUGGUUGUCAUAAUGAUAGGUAUAUAAUUUAUAGCAUUUAACUUCUUAACAAGACAGCUUUAUUGUUUUGUAAAAUGGCGGUAUUGUUUCACCACUGGAAAAAGUUUAGUAUUUUAGAAUAGAAAACUCAUAAACUUAUGAUUAGCACACAAACCACGAAUCACACACGUUGAGCAGAGGAUCUCUACUUAUUAAAAUUGAUGAAGGGAUGUGUUUUUACAGUAACCAGUGUGCAAAUACAUUUUACGUAAUUCUAUACUUAUUUUCUGUGUAUGCAAUCAUUAAACGUUUACUGGCCAG